AUGGAUCCGAGACAAACUAGCUGGUUUGGGGUUGAAUCUGCUCCAGCCAUUGUAAUACUUAAAGAUCCUGGUGUCAAACCCACUAUUUACUAUGGAUCAAUCAACAAUUCGAUGUUUAUAGAUAUCAUGGAGAAUAACAAAUAUCAUGUGCUUCCCCAGCUAAGGAGUGUCACUUCAAUGGAGUUGGGUUGUGAUGCUCGAGGUUACUCUCGUGCUGGAAGUGAGAUGAGGAUUUGGUAUUGUGUCAUCCUUGCUGGAAGGCUGAGCCAAGAACUAAAUAAAAUGCGUGAAACCAUUCGCAGGGUACAAGAGACACUGAACAAUAAUGGUGGUGAGUUGAACACUCUUGAUCAAGAUUCUCUGUCUACACCAGCAGCUCUUGCUGUGAAACAAAAGCGAUUGACGUUUACCUGGCUUGACGGGGAGGCACAGCAAAAAUAUUGUUUCUUCCAUGUAAAUUCUGAAGACAGCUAUGAAACUUGUGGAACAAGAAGGGCUAUGAUAGAUGUACCGCGUUUGCUAAUUGUACGAUAUGAGCGGAAUGAAACAGAGGAUGAAGUGAAAAUUGAAAGGCAGCCAAGAAACAUGUUUGAGGCAUUGCAUCACAGUGAACCAGAUCCUGCAUCUCAACUAGUGGCAAAGUACAAUGGUCCAGAUGAAAGUACAGAGAUCAUAAGUUGGAUUUCCAGGACAAUAGAAGAUGGAGACUCCAGAAAUCUCCCUCCUUUUAGAACACAAUGUCCUGAGCUGGUUCCUGAGGAUUCAGAUCCCUUAUGGCAAGCAGGUUCUGAGAAAAUUAUUUCUUCGAGCAAGGACUUGAAGUAUAAGAUCACUUCCUUCAUAAAUCAAAUGCAUAACCAAUUAGGUGAUCCAAGGAUUGGACCAGUUUUACUUUUGGUGGCAUUGAUGUUGUGUGGGCGCACCUGGCUGCAGAGAAGCCAACCAACUCCGAAGAAUGAGCCAAACACUUCAAAUGAAUCGAGUGAUAAGGAUAAGGUUAGGCAAAAUCGCGAGACUCGUCCAAGAAAUAACCCUACUCGUCCAAGAAACGACCUUAUUCCUCCUUCAGUCACUGAUGUGGAACCUAAGGAUGCUCAACAAGUGCAAUUUUCAGGCUCAGAUUCAGACAAUUAGGAAAACGUAGCUAGCAUUUAAAUUCAAAGAAGUAAGGAGAACUUUUUGGCCACACUUUCUGUAAACUAAUUUUGAGUCCACUUUUCAGUUAAUAGUCAAUAUUUCUUCUUCCAACCCGGGGAUCAUAGGUUUCAUCCAUUUUUGAGUUUUCUCAAUCCCAUAAAUCAGUAAUGACUUGUUAAGGUUUUUAAA
Coffea eugenioides is the source of this 1326-nucleotide messenger RNA. RefSeq lists its product as uncharacterized. The transcript is spliced from 9 exons. Lineage: Eukaryota; Viridiplantae; Streptophyta; Magnoliopsida; Gentianales; Rubiaceae. The record is from RefSeq and is a predicted model, not a curated record. The coding region runs from base 1 to 1134 and encodes 377 amino acids.